AUGUCUUCCUCCGGUCCCCGUCUCGUGAGCGGUGCUGCCCACUCGGGCAGCCUCUUCAACAAUGACCAGUUCUCCGAUCUGAAGAUCAAAUGUGAAGACCAACAAAUCCCCGCCCACAAAGUCGUGGAGUCCGAGGGCAACCUUAUCGACUUGUCCCACGACACCAAGCCUGUGGUAUACCGUAUGUUAGAGUUCCUCUAUCAUGGGGAGUACCGAGAGAUCGGUCAUUUAGACUACCUAACCAUUGAUAAGGACCUCCUCGAAAAGGGUCGAGCACAGCAUGCACUCCUCCAUGCGGAAAUGUUCGCUGUAGCAGACAAAUACGACAUUGCCACACUCGGCGUGGUAGCCAUGAACAAAUUCGAAAAGGCCCUCAGCAAGAAGAAAUUCGGUAAUGGCCAUUACUUGGAUAUCAUCAAACAUGUCUACAGCACCACUCCGGAAUCCAACCGUGGCCUCCGCGACCUGGUCGUUUCUCACGCUCGAGCUCACGGCAACGAGAUUCAGAAAGACUCGAUACUCAACCCCCGCCUCGAGGAAAUCGUGUCCAUAACUCCACAGUUCGCAUGGGACCUGAUCCAGACUUGUUUGCUACACACACCACUCAAUAGAUGCUCUGCCUGCAAGGCAGAGCUCAGAGACAACGUCAGAUGUUCAGGAUGUAUCAAGAAAGGACGAUCUCAGCAGUAA
Letharia lupina is the source of this 690-nucleotide messenger RNA. RefSeq lists its product as uncharacterized. The coding region runs from base 1 to 690 and encodes 229 amino acids. NCBI's taxonomy places the organism in Eukaryota, Fungi, Ascomycota, Lecanoromycetes, Lecanorales, Parmeliaceae. The record is from RefSeq and is a predicted model, not a curated record. The transcript is spliced from 3 exons.